This is a messenger RNA of Cladophialophora bantiana CBS 173.52, 360 nucleotides long. RefSeq lists its product as uncharacterized. Gene Ontology annotation, cellular component: mitotic spindle; mitotic spindle pole body; DASH complex. NCBI's taxonomy places the organism in Eukaryota, Fungi, Ascomycota, Eurotiomycetes, Chaetothyriales, Herpotrichiellaceae. The transcript has 3 exons. The record is from RefSeq and is a predicted model, not a curated record. Bases 1 to 360 code for a protein of 119 amino acids.
AUGGCGGCCUCGAAUAACUUGCGCCCCUCAACCGAUGAGGCCCAGUCCCACUCUCAUCAACCAAGUAAAUUCGAACUCCGACGUGCUGCUCUCGUUGGCGAGAUCGGAGAGUCCUUGGAACAAGUCCUCACACAGAUGAACGCUCUGAAUCGCAGCCUCGAGGGCAUCAUCGAAAUUGGAAACGAAUUCUCCAGCGUCGAAGCGCUGUGGAGCCAAUUCGAGACAGUCAUGGGCAGAUCGCCGGCGGUCGACGAGAACGACACAAGCAACAACCACAACAACAACGGCAGCAACAGCAACAACGCAACUGAAUCAGUGCACACGGCCGCCGGGAGUGGAGAAGGCAAGCAUGGGAAGUGA